Messenger RNA from Phytomonas sp. Hart1, 921 nucleotides. NCBI's taxonomy places the organism in Eukaryota, Euglenozoa, Kinetoplastea, Trypanosomatida, Trypanosomatidae. The record is from the annotation of a GenBank genome assembly.
GAAACCUUUUUUCACAGUUUAACAUUGAACGCGCAUUUGAGAGAAACGGACCACGUGCGUCAUGCCCUCCUCAGAUGAUUAUAGUGGUAAUGACGAUGGUGCAGGCAUAUCACGAUACAGAAAAAAUAACCUUCACGACUGCUUUUCAGCUGCCGCCAUUGCCCUAACGAAACUUUAUCAGGAAUCCAGCAAUGCCUACGAGGAUGGCUACCGUGAUGGGCUGCUUUACGUCUAUCGCUAUGUAUGGCUCACCUCGCGCGUACUCAAUGUUGCCAUUGACAGUGAAGAAGCCCCUAAGGACAACGCGUCAAACACAGUUUUUGACGGCGAAGAGAGGUCUCUUUCCUCAGAUUCAACAGUCGCCUCGCAGAAACUGCUAAAUUUUAUUCAAAAGACCUUAAAAUUACGCAAAGAACGGGUGGCGUGUGCGCGGGGUACGGCGGAAGGGCGUUGCCGACCGCGUGAUCACUCACCGGAGGAGGAGAAAGUGCCUCAUUAUCCUACCACUGCUCCCGCUAAGUCUUUACCACCUCUUUCCGACCCUUCCGCUCAGUUAAAAAACGAAAAAAGCACCACUACCGAGAAAGAUGAAGCUUAUUUAAAUGUAGAAGCUAUUAGAAGAAGUGGUGCACAGAGAGAAUGUGCCCUACUGAACCUUAGAGAAGCGCAUGCCCAUGAUAUCGCGGAUAUCGAUUGCGGGCGAGUGAAUGAGUUGCAUACAAACGCUAAUGGAAAUCAUCAUAGGCAUUUUCAAGAGAUGGAACCCCCCUUUACACGGCUACGCUGCCGCAGCCCCAUGGAUUAUCACAGAAAAUAGUUUUCCAGAUAACAAAAAAGUAGCAUUCCUAAGUUUGCUACUCACUUUUUGGAUUUAUUUUAAAGUUUUAAUCUUUUUUUUGCUGUGAUUCUAGUUAUUAUUAU